Molecule: messenger RNA, 198 nt
Organism: Coprinopsis cinerea okayama7#130
Lineage: Eukaryota; Fungi; Basidiomycota; Agaricomycetes; Agaricales; Psathyrellaceae
Exons: 2
Coding region: 1-198 (65 amino acids)
Source: RefSeq, a predicted model, not a curated record
AUGAAUAUACCCGACCGAACCUACACGCGGUUGCUGUCGGUUUCCCGUAAAAGGUCGUAUGCGAUGGCGUUAAAAGGCGUGAAGAAGAAGAAGAAGAAGAAGAAGAAGAAGAAGAAGAAGAAGAAAGGACAGCCAAGCGCUGGUAUAGCGGGAGCGGGUGUGGUGGGGUUACAAAGGCACAAAAAAGAGAGUAUGUAA